Messenger RNA from Melanaphis sacchari, 6363 nucleotides. RefSeq lists its product as uncharacterized. The record is from RefSeq and is a predicted model, not a curated record. NCBI's taxonomy places the organism in Eukaryota, Metazoa, Arthropoda, Insecta, Hemiptera, Aphididae. The transcript has 41 exons. Gene Ontology annotation, biological process: spermatogenesis. Bases 42 to 6236 code for a protein of 2064 amino acids.
UAAUUUAAGUAAUAAUUAAGUGUUUGAUUUCAAAAGUUAACAUGGAAUUGGAAAGAUUACAAUUUCCAUUACUUAAUGAUACUUUAAACUACUUGAAUGUUGGAAUAACUGGAAAAAUUAAACAUAUUGUAAGAAAAAAAUACAAUUUGUUUAUUUUUCACUUGUUGUUGCAAGAAUGUGAACAUAUUAAUGAUGAGGAUAUUAAUUUAGCCUUAUUAAAUGAACCAAUUGUACCUUUGUCUAAUGUACAACCUGGCUCAUUACUGGCUUGUCUUCAUCCACAAAAUAAAAUUUGGAUGCGGUGUUAUGUUAUAUCUAUUUUGCAUAAUCAGGCUAAUGUUGCAUUUUGUGAAACUGGUGAAAUAACAAAAACAAAAAAACUUAAAGAUAUUCCAGAAAAGUAUAAAUAUAUACCUGUUAUUACAUUUGAAGCUGAGGUCAAAUGUAUUUGUCCUUAUGGAAAGUUACAACAUUUAAUGGAGAAUUUCAAAGAUUAUAGUGCAACAUUUGAAUCAUUUAUAAUGAAACUAAAUAAAGAAAUGUAUAAAACCAUGAAACUUUUUUUUAAGAAUACAUCUAUUGAUUUUAUUAUAAAAAACUGGGAUCUAGAGAAAUAUAUACAUGCUGAAGAAUCAAAUUAUAAUUCACUUAUGUUUAAAAAUGGUAGUUCUGUUGUUGUAGCUAAAGUAGAAAUUUUUGAUUGGAGGCAUAUAUUUGUUAGGAGUGUUGAUCAUUUUGUUAAUGUCUGUAAAGAAUUACAAAUACAUUGUGAAAAUGCCUCAAAUAUUUUAAGAAACCCCAUAGCAGGAGAUAUUGUUGCUGUUAAAUGCACAGAUAAAUUUUACAGAGGCAAAGUCAUCGACAUAUUAGAAAAUUCCUGUUUUUCUUUAUAUUUAAUUGAUAGUGGUUAUGUGAUAUCUGCUUCUAUUGAUUGCAUAGUUGAUUUACCCGACACUUUAAAAAAGAUUCCACCGACUGUAUGUUUAGUUGGAUUAAAAGAUAUAACUUUAAAGCCUUGGACACCUGAAGUAUUUUUGUAUAUUAAACAGUUAUUUGAAAAUUCUACAGUUAUGGUAUUGGAAUACACUGACUAUGAUCCUUUUGGUUUGGAUUAUGUAACCCUAACUAUUAUUAAUAAUAAUGAAGAUGUUAAUGAACAUAUUAAAGAACUUCUAAAAUUUGUGGAAAAUCCAUCAAGUGACAAUGAUCAUGCCAGUUUAAACUGUGUACAUGAUUCCAAUAAUUUUAUAAAUUUAAAAUCCAAUCAAGUUAUUCCUGUGAAAGUAAACUCUAGGGUGAAUUCAGCUAUGCCAGAACAAUUGGAAUAUUUUUUGCCGUCUGGCAGUACAGUUUACAUGACUGGUGUUGUAGAUCUUAAAGAAAUAUAUGUUAGGAAAUUAGAAGAUCACGAUGACGAUCAUGAAAAAUUCUUGGAUAUGGUUAAUGAAUUUUGUUCAUCAGCGCUACCAAUUAAUAGGCCUUUGAUAAUUGGGGAAAUUGUUGGAGCUCAGUCAAUUAUUGAUGAUAAUUUUUAUAGAGGUAAAGUUUUAAAAAAAAUCGACGAUGUUACUUAUUCAUUGCAGUUUAUUGAUUUUGGUGAUAAGGAUAGUGUGCCUUUGUCAAAAAUAUUUGAAAUUCCCAAACAUUUUAUGACUCCUUCAAAUGUGUUUAAAAUUACUUUAAAAGGAGUAAAUGAUGUUCCAUUGAAUGUAGAUGCCUUAAACUAUAUUUCCAAUUUAUUGUCAACUUAUGAACCAAUGAUAAUCGAAUUUUCUUCAGCACAACCCCUUACUGAUGUUUCUUUAAGAUUAGUGAAUGGCAAUGAGAAUGUGAAUGAAAGAUUAAAUGAAUUACUGGGUAAAAAUGACAGAACAUCAAUGGCAGAUGUAACAAAUCAACUUAAGUUAGAUAAUGUUCACAUAGACGAAAAUACAAGUAGUAAUAUAAAUGUACCUGUAUUAAAAAAAGGAGAUUCAGUAUACAUUACAACGUUCAUUAAUGUAUAUAAUUGUUAUGUUCGUAAAGUUGAAGACGAUACUGAUGAAUUUACUAAUUUUAUAGAAACUGUAAAUUUGUACUGUUCAGCUGAAACCCCUAUUGGAAAAUUACCAAAAUUAAAUGAUUUAAUUGGAGCAAAAUCAAUAGAUGGAUCUUUCUAUCGAGCAAAAGUUAUCAAAAAAAUUAAUGAUAAUAGUUAUGAUGUAAAAUUUAUUGAUUAUGGAAUUGAGGAGAAUGUUAGUUUAUCUGAUAUUGUUAAUCUUUCCACUGAAUUAAAACAGUUAAUUCCUACCACUAUUUUGGUUAAACUAAAAGAUGUUCCAUUCAUUAAAUUAAAUGAAGCAGCUCAUAAAUAUAUAUCUUUUAUUUCUGAAAAUGAUGCUUUGAUAAUAGACAUGAUAGACAACAACACAAAUGAAGUAAUACUAAAGACUGAAAAUAAUGAAAAUGUCAAUAGUCGUUUAAAGGAAUUAAUGUUUGAAGAUAAUAAGGAAAUAAACAUAAAUGAUUUGAUUGAAAAUGAAGAAGAGUUCAAAUCAGAUAAAUCUUUAUUAGAACGUGUUGUUCCUGUUUUGCAACCGGGUAGUAUAGUUUAUUUGACAGCUUUUAUUAGUAUGGAUGAAAUGUAUAUUAGAAAGUUAGAUGAUUAUGAUGAUGAAUUUCAUAAUUUAUUAGAAAAAGUUAAUGAAUUCUGUUUAUCUGCUAAACCCAUUGAUAGGCCUCUAGUAAUUGGUCAAAUUGUUGGAGCUCAGUCAACCUUAGAUGAUAGUUUUUAUAGAGGUAAAGUUCUAAAAAAAAUGGAUGAUGUCACUUAUUCAAUACAAUUUAUUGACUUUGGUGAUAAGGAUAAUGUACCUAUGUCAAAAAUAUUUGAAAUCCCUACAGAUUUUAUGGUUUCUUCAACUAUUGUUAGAAUUAAUCUUAAAGGUAUUAAGUCUCAUUCAUUAAGCAUUGAAGCAUCAAACUAUAUUACUAAUUUAUUAUCAACAUAUGAGCCAUUGUUAAUAGAUUUUGACAAUACAAUUCCUAUUAAAGAUGUAACUUUAGUAAUACUUAAAAAUAAUGAAAAUGUUGUUGAAAGCUUUAAUAAACUUCUCAAGGAUGAUGAUAAUGCUAAACCUAUUAGUAUUGUUGAAGAUGAACUUAUAAAAGAAGAAAUAGAAUUACCAGAUCUACCUUCAGCAUUUGAUGUUAUUGUUAAGGAUUCUAAGUUUAAUGAUGUAACUAAUAUUCUGAAAAAUGAAGAUAUUGUCUAUAUUACGGCAUAUAUAGACGUGCAUAACAUUUAUGUGCGUAAAUUUGAGGAUAAUACUGAAUUGCAAAAUCUUGUUGAAAGCGUCAACACUUGUUGUGCUUCAGGAAAGGCUUACAUAAAUAAAUCUCCAGAGUUAAAUGAAAUUGUAGGCGCAAAAAGUUCAGUCGAUGGAUCUUUUUAUCGUGCAAAGAUUAUUCAUACAAUUAAUGAAAAAAUGUAUGGAGUAAUUUUUAUUGAUUUUGGUUUUGAAGAAAGCGUGAAUGUUGCUAAUAUUGUUCCGCUACCUAUACAUCUACAACAGGUAACGUCUACUCUUACUCAAGUUGGGCUCAAAGGUGCAUGUUUUGAAGAACUUAAUUCAAGAGGUCAUGAUUAUUUAGAAAGUUUGAUGUUACUGAGUGAAUUAAUGAAAAUUGAGUUUGAAGAUUUAAGUAAAGUAGAGUUAACUGUCAUUAGCCAAAACUUAAAUGUCAUUGAUCAUUUAAACCAAUUACAUGAAGAUGAAGACUACAUCACAAUGGAUAAUACUAUUAUUAAUAAUUCUUUGAAACUCAAUUCUGGUAUGAAGUAUAUAUCUAAUGACAUCAGUGUUCCGCUAAUACCACCAUUGACUAAUAAAAGCAUAGUUACUAUUCAUGCAUUUAUUAGUCUGAAGGAUAUUUAUAUCACUUUGCCUUUUGAUAAAACUGAAGUUGAUAAAUUUUUAAAAGACUUUUCGGUUUAUUGUUUGACUUCUCAACCUAUUACCAAAAAUCCAGUUGUAGGAGAAGUUUUUGGAAUUAGAUCGUCUACUGAUAAUUCAUUUAACAGGGGUGCUGUUGAAGAAAAGUUGAAUGAAAAUCAAUACAAAGUGGUCCUCUUUGAUUUAGGUACUAAAGAUAUUGUAUCGGCAAAUAGUUUUGUGGAAAUUCCAGAACACUUAAAACAGGUUCCACGUACUAUUUAUUCGAUACGUCUCAAAGGUAUCGAUUCUGGAAUUCUCAACGCUCAAGCAAUGUCUUAUGUGAAUAUGCUCUGUGAAAACCUGCCUUUAAUUAUUGAAUUUGACGAGAAAAGUCCAAAUGGAUUAAAUGCUGUGACGUUAACUACUAUUAAAACUCAACAAAAUGUUAACAAUCAUCUGAUAAAGCUUUUGGCUCAAAAAGAAAGAGAUUCGCCAGAAACAGUACAGAUGUUAAGUAAAGGAGAUAUAGUCUAUAUUUCAACGUUUGUGGAUCUACAUGCUAUUUACGUUAGACGUAUUAAUAACGGCACGGAUAAAUUUAAAUCAUUCUUGGAGAAUUUUUCAUCUAGCUGCGCGUUAGAAAAUCCUAUUGAAAACGAUCCUAAAGUUGGUGAAAUAAUUGCGGCAAGAGAACAAAAUGGAACUAAAUUUUACAGGGCUGAAGUUAUUUCUAGAGUAGACAAUAACAAUUUUUAUGUCUGUUUUAUUGAUUUUGGAUCCUGGGAUACUAUACACAAGAGUAAUAUAGUACAGCCAUCCGAAUCGCAGCUUCAAAAUUGUCCGCCUACGUUUAUGGUCAGUUUGCAUGGACUAGACGCAGAACAUGCCAAUACCACAAUAUUGCACUAUUUAAAAAAUAUCAGUCAAACAGAUACAUUUAUAAUUGACUCUAUCACUGAACAAAACCAAGUCGUAUUGAUAUCAGUUAACACACAACGCAAUAUAAAUAAAGAAGUAAAGAAACUUUUAGACAACAGACAUAUUGAGCAACACAUUCAAAACGAUGUAUAUGCCAAAUCUGAUAUUAAUAUAGAUACUGAAAAAUGCGUAAUCAAGUAUCACAAACUGCCUUUGGAUGUUCCCACUCAGGUUUGGGUCGCCGAAAAAAUAUCAUCUUCGAGGUAUUCUGUGCACACGUAUGAAAGUCGUCUUGAAUUCAUACAAUUAGAGAAUCAAAUCUUUGAAGACAGUAAAUCAUUCGAAUCUGUUAAAUCCAUCAGUGUUCAUAUGCCGUGCAUCGUGUAUUUCAGUCCUAGUUGGUAUCGUGGAGAAGUGCUAGAAGUAAUUGAUAAAACCACAGCAAAAGUUGGUCUCGUGGACGUUGGAAAUUUCAGUGUGGUUCGCAGCGUCAAAGAAAUUUUCCACAUGCCGUCGAAAUACAAAGGAAAAUCACUGUUAGUGAAUAUUGAGAUACAACCAGAACCGCAAGAAAAAUUAUCAAUCACGACGUUCAGAAUCGUUGCUAAAAGACACUUGGACAAUGUUACAGAGGUAGAAGUAUUGCUGGGAUCUACAGUAGAUCAAUCUUACGACGAUCUGGAUAAUGUCGGGCUACCGUCAUUUUCUUCAACCCCCAUUCCUGAAGAUUCCGGGCAGUUUCAGUUCGACAACAGCCGCAACGAACCAAACUUACUAUGUACGACACUUUGUCGAGAAACUACUGAUGCCACCGAGCACAGCGAGCGAUUUUCUAACAUGUUAACAAUCAAAGACGUACAGUACGCAAAAUGGUUAAAGGGCGCUGUGAAAACUUUGACGUUCUUGUGUGUUAACGGUGACUGUUUGAUGAUGAGGGACCAUCUGAUUGACGAUACACUGACGGAUUUGGAAUCUAAAAUUCAAGAGUACUGUGUGACUGCUAUCGAUCCGCUUUACACACCGGCCGAAAACGAACUUUGUCUGGCCAAGUAUGUCGACGAGUUGUGGUAUAGAGCUAUAUGUGUGAAAACUCCCAACGAUGUGGACAAAAAUGACAAUAAUUACAUGAUCUAUUUCUUGGACUGGGGAUUAGAGUAUUUAACUAAUGUCAAAGACAUUUGUAAAAUACCCAAGGACUUUAUCUAUCUUCCAGCGGCAGCACACAAGUGUUACGUAAAAGAUGCUCCUUUAUCGAAGUGGAGUGCCAACACAAUGCACGUGGUAUCCUCUGAGCUCGGUCUACAACAGUUGCUAUGUACGAUCGACGAUAAACUAUCAAAUGACAGUUACAUAAUAUCCUGUGCUUCCAUCAAAGACAUAUUCGACACGAAUCCGCAGUGAGUAGCCGAAAUGUGAAGUAAUCUACACAUAAAAUUGCAUUCGAUUCGUCCCUAAUUAUAGUGAAUAAAAAUUUUGAUACUUAAUUAUUUUAUAUUCUUAAAAAUAGUACUUAAAGUGUUUUAUUAAU